Closterium sp. NIES-65 is the source of this 2859-nucleotide messenger RNA. The record is from the annotation of a GenBank genome assembly. Lineage: Eukaryota; Viridiplantae; Streptophyta; Zygnematophyceae; Desmidiales; Closteriaceae.
AUGGAUUUCGAGCUGCGGAGAGCGCAGCAGCGAUACGAGAAGGAGCAGCGGGAGAAGCGGGAUGCGGCGCGGGUGAAGGCGGAGAGGCAGAGGAAGGCGAAGGAAGAGAUCGAGGCGCGUCGGAGGGCUAUCGAAGAGGCGCAGAGGCUCAAGCGGCUGGAGGAGGCUGCAGCUGCUGAAGCAGCUCGUCUUCAAGCGGAGGCCGAUCUGCAAGCAGGAGGCGGCAUCCGCUUCAAUCGCGAGCUGAUCCCCGUCGCUAUAACGGGCGACCGCGAUAAGAUCACACUCCCUCAGUCAGUGUUGUCGGAUCUCCCGCUCGACGAGGCGCUCGAUAGAGGACCCAUGCUCUUCGAGCUCUCCGUUCCGCGCGCGGUUGGCGGAAGCACUGCAGGCGGAAGCGCAACCGGCGGAAGCGCUUCAGGCGGAAUGGAGGUUGAUGGGGAGGAAGAGGAUGACGCAGACGAGGGUGGUUAUGCGGUGGAUGUUGAUUUUAACGGGGGUGAUUCUAACGGGAGGAGAGUGAAGCGGAGGGUGACGCACGGAGGCGUUUUGGAGUUUACUGCGCCGGAGGGCUGUGUAGGUCUACCCCCUCUUAUCCUCCGAAAUUUGGGGUUAUCAGGGAUAAUAGACGUCUUUAAUCCGUCUGGUUCUCCCCCGCCUGUGCGCGUCCGCUUCGUCAAACUCCCUAAAGCAACGUUCGCGCGGCUCCAGCCGCUGCGCCACGGGUUUCUUGCUGACGUGGCGAACCACCGUGCUGUUUUGGAGUCGGCGCUACGGGGCCAGGCGGCGCUGACACGUGGCGACGUGCUAGUGGUCGGGUCGGAGGUGGGGGAGGUGGCGGUGCGGGUGUGCGAGGUGAAGGGCGUGGGCGGCGCGAGAGGCGCUGCUACAGUGAUUGAUGCUGACGUGGAAAUCGAGCUAUCGCCGUGGGAGGGGGAGGGGGAUGCGGAAGGCAAGGGGGGGAAGGGGUACAGGCAAGGGGAAGGCAAGGGGCAGGGAAAGGGGAAGGGGAAGGAAGGAGAAAUGGGGGAUGCGGGGAGGGAUGAGAAGAAUGAGGGGGACGGAUGGGCUAAGGCUGGCACUGGGAGAAAGCUGAGAGAAACAGAUGAACAACAAGGAGAGAAAGGCGAGAAAGGAGAGAAAGGGAAGGGUACAGAGGGAGGAGGUGGAGCAGGAGGAGGAGGAGGAGGCGGAGGGGUUGUUAAGAGGGAGGUAAUCCACGUGGGGAGUGCUGAUAGGCGCUUACUGGUGCUGCCUAUUGGGGGGAAGGGGCUAGCAGGGGAGAUUCAGGAGGGCGAGUGGAGGUAUUUCAAGGUUUAUGUUGAUGGAAGGUUGGGGAGAAGGUUGUAUCAGGGGGAGGUAGAACUGGAGUUUUGGUUGCAGCUUGAAGGGGGGUUGGCCGAGCUGCCUGCUGACGUGGCUCGAGGAGGUGCUGACGUGGCAGACGGUGAUGCUGAUCUGUACCUGUCCAAGCACCCGAUUGUGUACCCGUCGUCGCUGGACCAUGUCGUGUCAUCCAUUCUCCCUAUUGGCUCCAAGUCCCUUGUUCUCUCCGCAUCAGCACUGGCGAAAGCAGCAGUACCAGCAGCACCAGCAUCAGCGGUAGCAGCAGAAGCAGCACGAGUGGAAGUAUCAGGAACAGUAGUACCAGAAGGAGCAGCAGCAGCAGCAGCAGCAGCAGAAGCGCUGAAGGAGCCUGCAACGUACACUGUAGCAGUGCACGGUGCAGCAGGCACAUGCAGGUUCAAUAUUUCUGUGCACUCCAAAGAGUUGAUCUCCUCCGAUCUAGACCCUUCUGCGUCUGCUGCUGCUGCUGCUGGUGCUGCUGCUGCUGGUGCUGCUGCUGCUGCUGCUGCUGCUGCUGGUGCUGGUGUUGGUGGUGGUUGUGGCAUUAGUGGUGGUGGUGAUGAUGCUGCUGCUACCCCACCUGCCGACCAAUCCCGUUGCGGCAACUGUCGCCAGCUCAUCGCCACCCGCACGCUGCCCCUGCACGAGGCCUACUGUUCCCGGCACAACAUCGUUUGUCCACAUCCCGGGUGCUCCGUGGUGUUGAGGCGGGCGGAUCUGGAAUCGGGCGGCGAGCACCACCAGCACUGCGGGGAGUGCGGGGAGGUGUUUGGGGGAAGGAGGGAGAGGGAGAAGCACGAGCGGGUUCGGCACGGGGAGUUGGUGUGCGAGUGUGGACUUGUUGGGAAGGCUUCUGAAGUGCACCACCACCGGCGCACCACCUGUCCCCAUCGCCCCAUUCUCUGUCGCUUCUGCGCCGCUCUCGUGCCGGCCCUCGGCCCUCCUCUUUCGGCUAGAGACCGACUCAACGGCCUCGCACCCCACGAGGCGCAGUGCGGGGCCCGCACGGCCCCCUGUGACACGUGCAGACGGCCGGUUAUGCUGAAAGAGAUGGAUGUCCACGUGGCGGCUUUCCAUUCGCUGCCUGCCACGUCAGCAGCAUCGCCAGCUGCUGCCACUGCUGCUACCACCACUGCUGCUACUGCUGCUGCUGCUGCUGCUGCUGCUGCUGCUUUUCCUGCAAACGCUCCUCCUGCUGUGGGUGGUUGGAGGGCCACACGCAUGGACACAGAUAUGGACGAAGAGCAUUGGGCAAGAGCCUAUGCUGGAGAUUUUGAGAAGGAGCAGGGGUUGGAAGGAAGAGGAGGAUUUGGGAUGAUGGGGGAUGUAGGGAAUGUUGGAACGAGGGGUGGGAAUUUUGAGGGGGGGUUGGAGAGAAGGGAUGGGGCGGAUGGGGCGAGUGGGGUGACUGGGCCGGUGUCUGGGAGGUCGUUGAAUGUGGGGUGUCCGAUUUGUGGUGUGAUGGUGCACAGUGAGCGAGACCUCAAUGUGCAUCUGGAUGCAGCACAUUGA